GUCCUCGACGAAAAACCACUAAUAUUGUCUCUAUCUGAGUCAGUCAUUCGUGCUGAGCACUCAAGAACUUGACGACCUGAGAUCGGAAAGGGCCAACUGCCCCCGUAUACCACUUCCGCAGGUUGUCUACUUGACGUGUGAGCACUAUGAUCCCUGAGGAGUUGAGGACGAUCGAGCUCAACCGGCUGAAAGCAAAGGCUCGCCAGAAACAGCGGGAACAUGUAGAGUCUUCAUCUGAGCGAAACGCGAAUCAGAAACGCCCGCUCGAGGUGACGCCUGCCACCUCCAAUUCUCCCACUCGUCCCGAAGCGUCAAAGCCACUCAAACGCGACUCUCGCUUGGGUUCAUACUUCGAGUACGACCUAUCGAAGAUGGUCAACUCCAAGGGUGGUUUCUUGGUCGAGGAUGGAAAAGAGGUAGAUGAAGACAUGAGGGCCAAGGAGCGUCAGCGCGAAAGAGAACGCGCAAUGCAGAAUGUAGAGCCGCCGAUUUACCUUGAUCCGAUCCUCAACGCAAAGUGCAGGGAAUGUCAAAAUGUCGAUAUUGACUACACCUUUCGGAAGGUCUUUGGGUGUCUAGUUUGCAACACGUGCAAGGAGAAGUAUCCAGAAAAGUACAGCCUCCUGACGAAGACCGAGUGUAAAGAGGAUUAUUUGUUGACAGAUGCCGAGCUGCGGGACCGCGAACUCCUGCCUCAUUUGCUUAAAGCGAACCCGCAUAAAUCUACAUUUGCAAACAUGAUGCUAUUUCUGCGACUUCAGGUUGAGGAUUUUGCAUGGAAGAAAUGGGGUUCCCCAGAAGCAUUGGAUGCCGAGUGGGAACGUCGGGUUGAAGAGAAGAAGAAAAAGAAAAACAAGAAGUUCGAGGAGUCACUACGGGAUUUACGACGGCGUACGCGAGAGGGUAUAUGGCAAAGGCGAAAGAAUCAAGAACACAAGCAUGUAUUCGGGACCGCUCACAGGACCGAAGACGGACAUGACCGUCAGGUUUGUCAUGAGUGCGGAUUUACUGUGGACGUGCGGACCGACCAAGCAGAACAUUCGAAAAUUUCUACUUCUCUAGAGGUCGAACAAAUUGAUAACAAUCUGUUUCGUUCAGUCAGUCUGUUCGUGCCCAUGCGCUCGAAAGGCGUCUUUGGCGGUCAAGUCAUCUCCCAGGCCAUCGUCUCCGCAACGCAAUGCGUUAAUCCUGCUUUCGGCCUUCAUUCGAUUCAUUGUUACUUCCUGCUUAGUGCAUCUCCGGCCGUUCCUAUCAUCUAUUACGUGGAGAGACUGCGUGAGGGGCGUUCGUACAGUACGCGAGGCGUGAAAGCUGUCCAGAGUGGCAAGGCCAUCUUUAUGCUGCUAUGCUCAUUCCACGCGCCCGAACCGUGGCAGCCUUCCUACCAAUGGCCCAUGCCUGACGCUCCGAAACUCGAGGACUGCGAGCUGGAAGAGGACCUUUUUAGGCGGCGGGCGAUGCAAAGUGGCAUAGACAAGAGGCUCAAGGAAAUAUAUCUGACGUAUGCUACUGAACGCGCCAAUGGUCCCAUUGCGGUUAGGAGGGUGCCAUGGAAUGUGAAGGAAAGUAAUGACACAGUUGCGUCGACGUACUGGAUGCAAGCGCGGACUGGAAGGUCAGAGUCCUACGAAGUACCUUAUCAAAAGUGUAUACUGGCGUACAUGUCAGACCUAAAUUUCAUCGCCGUCGCAGCUGACACCCUGAAGCUGCGGCGGUUUGCCACUGGACCCGAUGCUCUGGCUAUGAAUUCGACCUUGGAUCACUCGAUUUGGUAUUACGACGACAAUUUUUGCUGUGAAGAUGGGUUGCUUUACGUGGUGAGCUGUCCUCUGGCGGGGGACGGACGCGGAGUUGUACAUGGAAGGCUAUACAGCCGGUCGGGGACGUUUGUUGCGGUUACCUGUCAGGAAGGUGUUGUUCGUGCGGAUAGGAGGGGUCCAGAGCCCCAAGCGAAGCUGUAGACCUGGAGGAUGCUAUGUAAUAACGCAAUUGAUUUCAGUGCACCCACAGUGUAUGAAUAUAUGUAAGGAAGUCUUCUGAUGGGCGUAACAACAAAAGAGGGC
Molecule: messenger RNA, 2063 nt
Organism: Pisolithus orientalis
Lineage: Eukaryota; Fungi; Basidiomycota; Agaricomycetes; Boletales; Pisolithaceae
Product: thioesterase-like superfamily-domain-containing protein
Exons: 15
Coding region: 147-1961 (604 amino acids)
Biological process (GO): fatty acid catabolic process; nucleotide-excision repair; acyl-CoA metabolic process
Cellular component (GO): peroxisomal matrix
Molecular function (GO): fatty acyl-CoA hydrolase activity; damaged DNA binding
Source: RefSeq, a predicted model, not a curated record